AUGGAGUCGAUUAACACGAAUGAAACUCCCAAUUCCCAAAAUAAAGCUGAGCAGAAAAACCAGAAUUCGAAAAAGAAGAAGAAGAUCAAGGAAGGAGAUUUGAAUUUAUUGGGAUACCCAAUAGAUGGGAUAUCAAUAGCAGGUCAUGAGACGUGCAUAAUACUCCCCACGCUCAACUUAGCAUUUGACAUCGGCAAGUGCCCUCAACGCGCUAUCUCCCAGCAGUUCCUCUUCAUCUCCCAUGGCCACAUGGACCAUAUAGGAGGACUGCCCAUGUAUGUUGCGACCCGUGGCUUAUACCGAAUGGCACCCCCAACAAUUAUUGUGCCAAAAGUCAUAAAAGAAAGUGUGGAAAAGAUAUUUGAAGCUCACAGGGCAAUGGACCACUCUGAGCUUAAGCACACUCUUAUUGGUUUGGAUGUGGGUGAAGAAUAUAAGUUAAGAACAGACCUUAAAGUGAGAGCUUUUAGGACUUACCAUUCCAUUCCUAGCCAGGGUUAUAUAGUUUAUUCUGUGAAACAGAAACUUAAGCAGGAAUAUAUUGGACUACCAGGAGAGGAAAUUAAAAAAUUGAAGCUAUCAGGCGUGGAGAUCACCAAUACAUCUACAUCACCUGAAAUUGCUUUCACUGGAGACACUAUGUCCGACUUCAUUACUGAUCCUGACAACGUUGAUGUCUUAAGGUCAAAGAUCCUCAUUAUGGAGAGCACCUAUGUUGAGAAUUUAACGACGGAGGUGGAUGCAAGAGAAUAUGGACACACUCAUUUGUCAGAGAUUAUCAGUUCUGCAGACAUGUUUGAGAAUAAAGCAAUUCUUCUAAUCCACUUUUCUGCUCGUUAUCAGUUAGAUGUCAUCGAAGAUGCUGUUUCUGCAUUGGCUCCACCUUUGGCAGGACGAGUUUUUGCCCUCACUAAAGGAUUUUGA
This is a messenger RNA of Fraxinus pennsylvanica, 924 nucleotides long. Lineage: Eukaryota; Viridiplantae; Streptophyta; Magnoliopsida; Lamiales; Oleaceae. The record is from the annotation of a GenBank genome assembly.